Messenger RNA from Oncorhynchus gorbuscha (pink salmon), 5765 nucleotides. It is a transcript of the gene slc12a5a, whose product is annotated as solute carrier family 12 member 5a. Gene Ontology annotation, molecular function: potassium:chloride symporter activity. NCBI's taxonomy places the organism in Eukaryota, Metazoa, Chordata, Actinopteri, Salmoniformes, Salmonidae. Gene Ontology annotation, biological process: chloride transmembrane transport; chemical synaptic transmission; chloride ion homeostasis. Gene Ontology annotation, cellular component: membrane. The record is from RefSeq and is a predicted model, not a curated record.
AAAGACAAGAGAGAGGGAAACUUGUUGCGGAUAGAGAUCUAGUCAAUGAUACCGAGGACAAUCACUUGGGUCGGUGUACAGCCUUCUCAACAGCUGUCAGGAGCUUCGAUCUGCGUCUCCAUCUGCAUCCUCGGUGAAUUCCUCCACGGUUGCGCCGCCAAGGCAGGAGACUCGCCGCUUGUUUCGCGGUCGUGAGGUACCACCGGAGACACCAUGAGCCAGAGGUUUACCGUGACCGCCUUUUCCAAGAGCGACAGUGGCCGUAACGUGUCAGACAUCCAGGGCGAGGUGAACCAACUGUUCGAGGGAGAUGAACCCACUCCGAGCUCUUCAAACAAAGAGGUGUCUUUCAAUACGGAGGUAGUAGUCGUGCAAGGAGAUGGGAACCCCAAGGAGAGUAGUCCUUUCAUCAACAGCAGUGAUGCUACGGAGAAGAGCCAGAAAUACGAUGGCAAACAUAUGGCUCUGUUUGAGGAGGAGAUGGAGACUAGUCCCAUGGUAUCAACCAUGAUCAGUAGCCUGGCCAACUACUCCAGUCUCCCCCAGGGCAGCAAGGAGCACGAGGAGGAGGCAGACAAUGAGGAGGAAGACAAAAAGAAGAAGAAACCUGUCAAGGCUCCACAGUUGGGGACCCUGAUGGGAGUGUACCUCCCCUGUAUCCAGAACAUCUUCGGGGUGAUCCUGUUCCUGCGGAUGACCUGGAUGGUGGGCAUCGGAGGAGUCAUUGGCUCCUUCAUCAUCGUCUUCAUGUGUUGUUCUACUACUAUGCUGACUGCAAUCUCCAUGAGUGCCAUUGCCACCAAUGGUGUUGUUCCAGCUGGAGGCUCCUACUACAUGAUCUCCCGUUCUCUGGGGCCUGAGUUUGGGGGUGCCGUGGGCAUUUGUUUCUACCUGGGAACAACGUUUGCUGGAGCCAUGUACAUCCUGGGGUCCAUCGAACUCUUACUGGUCUACAUCCUCCCCCAGGCAGCCAUCUUUAAGAUGGAGGGUCUGGAGGGGGCCGAGGCGGAGGCAGCGAUGCUUAACAACAUGCGUGUGUACGGCACCAUUGUGCUCAGUUUCAUGGCCACGGUGGUGUUUGUGGGGGUCAAGUACGUCAACAAGUUAGCCUUGCUCUUCCUGGCCUGCGUCAUCCUGUCCAUUCUGGCUGUGUAUGCCGGAGUCAUCAAGACUGCCAUCGAGCCACCUGACUUCCCAGUGUGUCUGCUGGGUAAUCGCCCGCUGAUCUCCAAAGGGUUCGACGUGUGCGCCAAAACAUUGGAGAGUGGCAACGGCACGGUCACCACCAAGCUGUGGAGCGUCUUCUGCGACUCGCCCUUCCUCAACGCCACCUGCGACGAGUACUUUGUCAACAACAACGUGUCCUUCAUCCAGGGCAUCCCUGGUGUCAUGAGUGGCAUCCUCAAAGAGAACCUAUUUGGGAAUUACCUGGAGAAGGGGGAUCUAGUGGCUAAGAAGGGGAUUGCGACCGUGGAGGGCCCUGAUGACACUCUGACCAACUCCAACCGUUAUGUCCUGGCCGACAUCACCAGCUUCUUCACCCUGCUGGUCGGAAUCUACUUCCCCUCCGUCACAGGGAUCAUGGCCGGAUCAAACCGCUCAGGAGAUCUACGCGACGCUCAGAAGUCGAUCCCCAUCGGCACUAUCAUGGCCAUCACCACUACCUCAAUAGUGUACAUGUCAGCUGUGAUCCUGUUCGGGGCCUGUAUCGAGGGAGUGGUCCUUAGAGACAAGUUUGGGGAGGGCGUCAAUGGCAACCUGGUCAUUGGCACCUUGGCCUGGCCGUCCCCGUGGGUUAUUGUCAUUGGCUCCUUCUUCUCCACCUGUGGGGCGGGGCUUCAGAGCUUGACGGGUGCUCCGCGUCUCAUGCAGGCCAUCUCCAGGGACGGUGUCGUGCCCAUCCUACGGGUGUUUGGCCAUUCAUGGGCCUUGCUAACAUCUAUCUGUGAGAUUGGGAUCCUCAUUGCCUCUCUGGACGCAGUGGCCCCAUCCUCUCCAUGUGAGUUCUUUCUGAUGUGCUAUAUGUUUGUGAACCUGGCCUGCGCCUUGCAAACCCUCCUGAGGACGCCGAACUGGAGGCCGCGUUUCAACUACUACCACUGGGCCCUGUCCUUCCUGGGUAUGAGCCUGUGUCUCUCACUCAUGUUCAUCUGUUCCUGGUUCUACGCCAUCGUCGCCAUGGUGAUCGCUAGCAGUAUCUACAAGUAUAUUGAGUUCCACGGGGCGGAGAAAGAGUGGGGUGAUGGGAUACGAGGCAUUUCUCUCAGCGCCGCCCGAUACGCUCUGAUGAGACUGGAGGAGGGGCCUCCACACACCAAGAACUGGAGGCCUCAGCUGCUGGUGUUGGUCAGUACAGACGCGGAGCAGAAUGUGGAGCAGCCUCGUCUGCUCUCCCUGACCAACCAGCUGAAAGCAGGCAAAGGGCUGACCAUCGUGGGCACUGCCUUGGCGGGCACUUAUCUGGAGAACCACCCCCAGGCCCAGCGGGCAGAGCAGUCUCUGCGUAAGCUGAUGGAGACAGAGAAGGUGAAAGGCUUCUGUCAGGUCACCAUCUCGUCCAACAUGCGCGACGCCACCUCCCACCUGCUCCAGGCUAGCGGGCUGGGAGGCCUCAUGCACAACACGGUGCUGGUCAGCUGGCCUCGCAACUGGAAGCAGGCCGAUGACCUACAGACCUGGAGAGAUUUCAUUGAGCUGGUUAGGGAGACCACUGCCGCCCACCUGGCCCUGCUGGUGCCCAAGAACAUCGCUGCCUUCCCUUCCAAUGGUGAGCGCUUCUCCGAGGGCCACAUCGACGUGUGGUGGAUCGUCCACGAUGGAGGCAUGCUGAUGCUGCUGCCCUUCCUUCUGCGCCAGCACAAGGUGUGGAGGAAGUGUAAGAUGCGCAUCUUCACCGUGGCCCAGAUGGACGACAACAGCAUCCAGAUGAAGAAAGACCUGACCACCUUCCUGUAUCACCUGCGUAUCGAUGCCGAGGUUGAAGUGGUGGAAAUGCACGACAGUGACAUCUCGGCCUACACCUAUGAGAAGACCCUGGUGAUGGAACAGCGAUCGCAGAUCCUCAAGCAGAUUAACCUGACCAAGACCGAGCGAGAGAGAGAGAUCCAGAGCAUCACAGACUCAUCCCGCGGAUCCAUCCGACGUAAGAAUCCGGCGGUGGUGACCACCCAGCUGAGUGUGACCGAAGAACAGCCCGGGGUGAGCAGCAAGGUGGAGAAACCAGAGGAAGAGGUCCAGCUCAUCCACGACAGCACCAGCCCGACCAGUCCGGCUACCCCUCUGACUCCAGCUUCCGAGGGGGGGGCCCAGACCCCAGGGUCUGCACAGGUCCAGAUGACCUGGACAGAAAAGGCCGACAGCGAGCCGGCCAAGCCUCCUGGCGCCUCCACGCCGCAGGGCAUCAAAGACAUUUUCAACAUGAAGCCUGAGUGGGAAAACCUAAACCAGUCCAAUGUGAGGCGCAUGCACACGGCACUGAGGCUGAAUGGUGUCAUCGUAAAGAAAUCCUCAGAGGCCAAGCUGGUGCUCCUCAAUAUGCCUGGGCCGCCCAAUAACCGGUCUGGAGACGAGAACUACAUGGAGUUCCUGGAGGUCCUGACUGAGGGUCUCAACAGAGUCCUCCUGGUUCGUGGUGGCGGUCGCGAGGUCAUCACCAUCUACUCUUGAGAGAGCAGACCUUUCUACCCUACGAACCCCUUCAUCUCCCGAACCCCACAUCUAGAAAAAAUACCCCACUUCCAUUUGUGUUUGUAAGACACUCCCCUCACACCCAAGCAAUAGACCAGCUCGCUCUAAAUGAUAUUCUGUUUGCCUAACACACACACACAGUUUAAAUAAAUUCACCCCAUACACCACCCCACCCCUAUGAGCACAAGAAGUUAAAAGAUUUAUAUUGGGUUAAAAAAAAUGCUGAAAAUAUGUAUUUUAGCUUGAAAACACGCUGAAAAUACAUAUAUUUUUGGUCAAAAAUAUGCUGAAAAUACCUAUUUGGGGUUGAAAAAAAAUGUUUUUAGCAUCUUGUGCUCACUGGAUACAGAGCUACACCUCACUCUUCCAGCCCUUUUCUGGCCCUAUAUGAUGUCAGAGGUAGCUGCUUUUAGCCUCAUAUCAAAUAUAACAGAUGCUCAGAGACUUGGCCUCCCCCUCUCCGUGGCCCAAAUAACUUAUAAAGGAAAGGUUCAGGCCACUUCCAAAUCAGCCAGAAAGAUUAUCAGUCAAUACUCUGAAAUGAAAGUGUAAAACAGCGCCCUCUGCUGGAUAAUUUGCAGUUAGACAUCAUUGCCCGGCUAAACCCGCUUUUGUGUGAUUCACAUCUGCCUUUUGAUCAAUUCACUAGUUUAAAAACAAUUAUAAAUGAUGUAACCUUUAUUUAGCUAGGUAAGUCAGUUUAGAACAAAUUCUUAUUUACAAUGACGGCCAAACCCUAACGACGCUGGGCCAAUUGUGCGCCACCCUAUGGGACUCCCCAUCAUGUCUGGUUGUGAUACAGCCUGGAAUCGAACCAGGGUCUGUGACUCCUCGAGCACUGAGAUGCAGUGCCUUAGACCACUGCACCACUCGGGAUCCCUAGUCACUCGGCUAUGGAGUCGAAGGAUACAGAGGGUUAGGUGCGCUGGGGUUGUUCAGUGUGGUGUUUGUGCCUGUGUGUUUAAGUGUCACAUUCAUCCGUUUGUUUUUACGAGGGGAUGUUUUAGAGUGCCAUCCAGUCACCUACCUGUAAACAUGGAGUAGCCUUCCAAGACUGAAUGGUGGACUGAGGAUGUUGACAUUGUGUAGCUAGUCGUAUAUAUCACCCUGUGAAUCCACAGCAAAGAGAGAAUAUCGAAAAGCUGCUGUGGCAAACCCUGUUCAUCACGUGCAGAGAUGACCACCGUCGAGAAAGACUGCUACCCACGGUCAUGGUCGGUGGUUGGAAGAGAAUGAGGUCAUUUUUUAAAUCCGGGUCAGUCAUGAACGAAAGAACCACAGUUGGAGGAAGAUGGGAGAGAAACAAACAAGCCUCCCGUGAUGACAUAGAUCGCGCUUCAUGAACUUUGACCUCAUCUUGAGCACUCCGCAACAUGUUUGUUUUUGCUCACACAUUGUCAUCAUAUUUAUACUUGUCCCCUUUCCCCUUUCUAAGUGGCUAUGUGUCCUUACUAGCUCCAGCCACUGUUAGUGCCAAAAACAACAGGGCUAGCUUGGUUUUAGUUAUUGACACGUCGUUAAACUGUGAGGAGCGUUCUUAGCGGAAAAGUCGUCUAACAGACGAGCUAGGGCUCUUUCUCAAUUGGCUUUCCUCAAUUGCUGCUGUCCUCUUUCCUCGAUUCAUUGUGUUUCCUCACCUCCUUGGACAGAGAGACAAGAGCUGUGUUCGAAUACUCAUACUAACCAUUUGUGACGUAAAUUGAGUGUAUAAUGUGCUUAUUGGUCAUAGUAUGGAUAUAGUUAGUAUGCAAAAAGUUUUCGGAUUUCGUACUCCAUUUGACAAAAUACGAAGUAAACAUGCAGUAUUUUAGUGCUUUUAGGGCCCAUAAUGUUUUCAGAUUUUAAGAAAAUGGCGGAAAACGAGAGCGGAUACAAUUAUGACAAAUGUUAAGAAACUGUUGAGCAAUGUAAUGACUUUUCCAGUAAGUUACCUAACACGUUAUGUAGAAUGUGAAUUUGUUAGCUACGCUGUCCGCUGAACAGCAUAUCAUUUAUUUUUUUUAAUUGACCAUUAUUUAACUAGGCAAGUCAGUUAAGAAGAAAUUCUUAUUUACAAUGACGGCCAAACCCAGACGACG